AUGCUCCUUCUCGACUACCAGAACGUUCUCAUUCAGAACGUUCUGACAGAAAGAUUUGCCAUAGAUGCCCCUCCCACGACGAUUGAUCAGACCGUGUCCGAUUUCGACGGCGUGAUCUUCCACAUUUCGACCCCGGAGACCAAGACCAAGAUUCACAUCUCUAUUCAGAUACGAUGCUUUAAGGACCUUGUCCAGUACGGUGCUCAGGAGGUACUCGAAAGGGAGUACGGACCAUUCGUUGGCCCGACGGAGCCCGGCUAUGACUUCUCUGUCGUGGUCGACCUGGAGAACCUGCCGGAGACGAAGGAGGAACGCGACGCGUUGGCCCUGAAAUUUGCCCUCCUGAAACGCAACGCCAUGGCAGCCCCGUUCGAGCAGGCCUACCAGGAGUACUACAAACUCAAGGAGGAAGCGUCCAAGUUUACGUCCGAAGAUGCACCCCAGGGUGUUCGCGAGGGAGGAACUGUCAAGGCCAUUCACUACCGUGAGGAAGAGUCCUUCUACGUCAAGGCCAGCCACGACCGAGUUACUGUCAUUUUCAGCACAAUCUUCCGAGAGGAAACGGACAGAGUUUUUGGAAAGGUCUUCAUUCAGGAAUUCGUAGACGCUCGCCGGCGAGCUAUCCAGAACGCGCCCCAGGUGCUCUUUAGAAACGACCCGCCUCUAGAGUUAGAGGGCAUCCCUGGAGUGCGAAACACUGGCGGCUCGGAUCAGGUUGGAUACGUCACCUUUGUCCUCUUCCCCCGACACCUGACUCCGCAGCGUAUGGAGGAGGUCAUCUCCCAUAUCCAGACAUUCCGAGACUACUUCCACUACCACAUCAAGGCUUCCAAGGCUUACAUCCACUCCCGCAUGCGCAAGCGUACUGCUGAUUUCCUGCAAGUGUUGCGCCGCGCCCGUCCGGAGAACGAGGAGAAGGAGAGGAAGACGGCCAGUGGCAGGACCUUCAAGGUCCAACAGGGGAACUAA
Geosmithia morbida is the source of this 969-nucleotide messenger RNA. RefSeq names its product actin related protein 2/3 complex, subunit 2. Lineage: Eukaryota; Fungi; Ascomycota; Sordariomycetes; Hypocreales; Bionectriaceae. The record is from RefSeq and is a predicted model, not a curated record. Gene Ontology annotation, cellular component: Arp2/3 protein complex; actin cytoskeleton. The transcript is spliced from 5 exons. The coding region runs from base 1 to 969 and encodes 322 amino acids. Gene Ontology annotation, molecular function: structural constituent of cytoskeleton; actin filament binding. Gene Ontology annotation, biological process: Arp2/3 complex-mediated actin nucleation; actin filament polymerization.